GAUUUGUCAAAGUUUUAUUGUGAGUUAGAGUGAAACGUAGUCAUUUUUGACGUGUUUUUGUUUCAAUUUGUAAAAAUCCUGUGAUAUUAUUUAAUCAAGGAUAGAUUUUUAAAUAAGAUGGGUGGCUCUCAAAGUGUUGAAAUACCUGGUGGUGGCACAGAAGGAUACCAUGUAUUAAAAGUACAAGAUGGAUCUCCAGGGCAAGCUGCUGGGUUGGAAGCGUUUUUUGAUUUUAUUGUUGCCAUCGGCACUACGAGAUUGGACCAGGACAACGACACGCUCAAGGAGUUGUUGAAAGCAAGUGUGGAUCGGGAGCUGAAGGUGACUGUGUAUAGCAGUAAGUCACAGUCUGUGCGGGAGGUAAACAUCACCCCGAGCACCACGUGGGGCGGCCAAGGACUGCUGGGAGUCAGCAUCCGCUUCUGCUCCUUCGAGGGUGCCAACGAGAAUGUCUGGCAUGUCCUGGAAGUCCACCCCAACUCUCCGGCGGAGACAGCGGGUCUUCACGCGUUCUCAGACUACAUCAUCGGGGCUGACUCGGUGCUGCACGAGAGCGAGGAUCUGUUCACGCUGAUAGAGGCCCACGAGGGUCGAGCGCUCAAGCUGUACGUGUACAACACAGAGCUAGACACCUGUCGUGAGGUCGCCAUCACGCCUAACUCUACCUGGGGUGGAGAGGGCAGCUUAGGAUGUGGUAUAGGAUAUGGCUACCUACACAGGAUACCCAUUCGAGGUCUGCCUGAAGUUGGAGUUCAAGCUUCCACAUUAAUCAGCCCUCCUCCUCCUCCUCAGAAUGAAGCAGUCAAGAAGAUCACAGAAAACAUGAGUAAUCUCAACAUGGGUGGAGUGAGCCAAGCGCAGAUCGUCUCCUCGGUUGCUCCUCCGACACCGAUCACUUCCCCUCUGGUGUCCACUGUGCCAUACCCCUCCCCCCUUCCACCCUCUGUGCCCCCUACUACAUUCACCUCCCCUCCACCAGUGGUACCCCCCUCUAUGUUCCCUCCACACCCUGCAACCCUGGGUGGCCUGCCCACUGUCCCAUCCUCAACCCUAGGGGCCGCUUUCAACCUGCCCACCUCCCCCGCCAAUAACAUGUUCCCUCCCAGGAGUGGUGUGGAGACUGUUGCCACUGCUAGUGGAGUUGUGCCUUCCAUCGCACACAUGGCUACUUCAGCUAUCACCCAGCCAAGCAUACCGGGGAUGCCUGUGACAACCCCGAUCUCGCUGCCAGGGAUGCCACCCAUCACGGUGAGCGCAACCCUCCCCUACGCCACCCUGGAGGCCAUCCAGUCAACCGAGCCGGUCAACCACAAGCCACCCUCCCUUACAGCAUCACAGUAGUAUCGUCAACAUUAGGUUUUAUACUGAACAAUAACAGUGGUACUUCUUCACUAGUGAAUGAUCAACUCACGCAAUUCUGUUUCCGUAAGCUACCGACACAGAAGAGACAGCGGUGCUUUUUUUGUACAAAAUAAACUCCACCAUAUUUUAUUUAGCCUGUUUGUUUUUGUUAUGUUUUAUUUUUUUAUGUAGACAGUACUAUGUAUAUUUUGCAAAAAGUCUGGAUGGUAUAUUUAAAGUUUUAAAUUAAGUAUGGUUAAAAAAUAAAAAAACUUAUAAAAGUA
Molecule: messenger RNA, 1625 nt
Organism: Homalodisca vitripennis (glassy-winged sharpshooter)
Lineage: Eukaryota; Metazoa; Arthropoda; Insecta; Hemiptera; Cicadellidae
Gene: Grasp65
Product: Golgi reassembly-stacking protein 2
Exons: 7
Coding region: 118-1341 (407 amino acids)
Biological process (GO): Golgi organization
Cellular component (GO): Golgi apparatus
Molecular function (GO): protein binding
Source: RefSeq, a predicted model, not a curated record